Messenger RNA from Anguilla rostrata (American eel), 2346 nucleotides. Its product is annotated as general receptor for phosphoinositides 1-associated scaffold protein-like. Gene Ontology annotation, molecular function: protein binding. Lineage: Eukaryota; Metazoa; Chordata; Actinopteri; Anguilliformes; Anguillidae. The record is from RefSeq and is a predicted model, not a curated record. The transcript is spliced from 8 exons. The coding region runs from base 627 to 1829 and encodes 400 amino acids.
GAUUGUGAGACGUUUCCGCAAAGAUACUCGAAGGAACUGCUGUAGAAUUUUGGUCACAGAUACUGAAAUGAAUAGUAUCGCGUACGGUCCUUUAUCGCCUACUUUUCCUCAACGUUAAGUUUAUACUCCUUGGGAGAAUUGGGCCUGGAGUAGUGAAUAUCUUGUCUGUAGCCUGUACGGAAUAUAGACAUCUGGACAGAUUCGCUCUAGGACACACGUUUAUGAUAAUGCGUCUCAAUGAGGCGGCUUAAACUAAGAAGAUGUCCAAAUUGAAAUAGUAACCUACCAUAUGAGGACUGUAUGUAUGUUUUUUUAAAUUAUCACACAAUUUUCAUAAUGGUAAUGCGAUUUAUUUAUUUUUACAAGCAAUGUAUGAAAAGUUAUGGUAAAACUCGAGUCGCGCACUUUCCAUGCCUAAAACAAUCACACCGCAAACAAUAACCAGGAGUGUGACCGCAGAAUCUCAACGAACAUACAAGUCGCCCCACCCCUAGGCCAGAGCAUCUUCUGUGAGAUUGGUCCAUAACGUUCCCGUUUUAAUGGUGCGACCUACAACUGCAACUAAUUGGCGUAGUAAGCACAACUUUGUCAGUGCCGUGAAAAUUCCCUUCAGUUUCACGGAAUAAAUGUUUUUACAAGACGAGCAGCCGAGGUGCACACUUUCCACUUACCACUCGCCGGCCAUGAAGAACAUGUCUUUCUGGCGGCUAGAGAAGCGGAGCUCCAGCAAACCGGAUCAUGGGACGUCUUGCCCGAGCAGUGCCGAGACUCACUUUCCCACUUCCAAAUCAGACAACUACAAAGCCAUGGUCUCGAUGAACAAUUCUUUGGAUGUUUACAAUUACAAGACGCUGGCUUACUCCGGUGGAACGUUGCCGAGAAACCGCAGAAAGGUGGCGUCGCAGAUGUGGAACUCCAUGACGCACUCGCCUGAGCAGCACAGGAAGGUCAUUGUUUUGGAGAAAGAAGAUGAGGAGGCGUUUGGCUUUGAGAUCCAGACCUACGGUCUCCAUCACACGGACGAGACGUCGGUGGAGAUGUGCACGUUCGUCUGUAAGGUGUGUCCUGGCAGCCCCGCCCAUCGUGCGGGCCUCAGAGUUGGAGACACCAUCUCAGGUGUCAACGAGGCCAGCGUCGAUGGGUUUCGACAUAAGGAAAUCGUUCAGCUGAUAAGAUCCUCUGGCAACACCAUCAGGCUGGAGACGGUGUACAGUGACUCCUUACGGAAGGCUGAGCUGGAGGCCAGACUGCAGUAUCUACGGCAAACCUUGCAGGAGAAGUGGGAUGAAUAUGAGUCUCUUAUGAAACAGGAGCAAAAGCUUCUGCAUGGCAUUCUAAUGAGCGAUGAGGCGGUCUCAGAGUCCAAGGCCCUGGCGUGUUUCAACGUGGGCAACCCCAGCCCCGUCCCCAGCCCCGCCCACCUCCACCACCACCAGCUCACCCACCAUCCCGCCCACGUCCCCACCAGCGCUAGCAGGAGCGCUAGCAACGUUAGCACCGCAACAGCAGCUAGCCCGCACAGCCACGCCUCCCCAUGUCCCAGCAGCCGCCCCAGCGCCGGCUCCACAGAGGAGCGGCUUCCUGGAGGCGCCCACAGGGCCAGCGGCCUCUUCGCCGCCGCCAAGACCAACCUCACCCGCAGCGCCAGCACCCGCAGCUACCUGCGGGGGGCGGCGGGGCACGGCGCGUCUGAGAAGCCGGGCGGUGCCAGCCAGGGUCUCUACGGCUCCCUGCCGCGGCGGGCCAAGCAGAACAGUUUGUGCAGACAUCUGCUCAGGUUCAUUCCAGGACUCAACAGACCCCUGGAGGAGGAUGAGAACAAGCUGUGACAACCAGACCGCACCUUACCUCAUCUCAAAUCUUACUCCCGCUCAAAUAUUACCAUGUCUGAAAUCUUAACCCAUCCCAAAUCCCACUCCAUCCCAGAUCCCACUCCAUCCCAAAUCUUACCUCAACCCAAAUCUCAUCCCACCCCAAAUCUUACCCUAUCAAAAAUCUCACGCCAUCCCAAGUCAGACCUUGCUCCAUAUCCAACCCCAUCUGAAUUCCUGCCCCAUUUUAAAACCCAUCCCUUCCCAUACCCUGUGGCAGGGUCUGUAGUGACCUCUUUGGCCUCAGUAAGGGUUUGUAAAAUUACUUUUGUGCUGCACAUGCCUUUUUCCAUUUUUUAUGCAGGUAUUUAUUUAUUCCGUGUUUUUGUAGAACUUUUUUUCUUUUGUAAUAAAGACAAAAAAUGCCAGCUGGUCGUGCUGAUCCUGUAAGAGUAACCUUGUUAUGAGAUUAUGAAUGGCUCUUUUUUUUUCCUUCAAAAGUGAUGAGCAAAUUAAAGUGGAUCACUGGAAAGUU